AUGCCCAAACGGAAAGCUCCCCCCAAACUCUCUGGCCUGUUAGGCUCAGAUGAUGAGGACAUCAUGCAAGUCGAAGCCGCAGAAAUUAAAGAAACCCACGAGCCUCCCGCCAAAAAACGAAGAGGCAGACCGCGUACCUCAAACGAGAAUAUGACCGAGACCAAAACUAGCAAACCUGCUACUCGAACAAGAAAGCAGCAAGGAGCUAUAGCUAUAGCCGAACCAGAACCCCCUACAAACAAAAAGCCCGCCCGCCGAGGACGACCCAGAGGUGCAGCGCAAGACGCUGAAACGCCUGUGCAGGCAACUGAGGCGGAGAAUAUGGUACCAGAACAGGAAGAUGAAGACAAACAGGAGGAUGGAGACUCACUUGUCUCAAGGAAUACAAAGAAGCAGCCGGUCGAGGCCGCGAGAGCUGCCCCAGCACGCAGUCGAGGACGACCUCGUGCGGUCAGCACACAGCUCCUAACAGAUGGUGAAUUCGAGUUUACCCCGAGCGGUUCUCGAAAUAUUAGUUUUCAGGAAACUCACACAGAGCAAGAGCCCAGCCCUCUCGCUCGUGCAACGAGCCGGGAUGGAAAGGAACCCGAAGUCGAAGAUUCUCAACAGAAUGACCAACCCGCAACGGAGCUUGGAGAUGAGACUGCCAUUCACAAGGAACCGGCAUAUAAUCGCAAAUCAAUGUCCCCCGUGAAGAACGCUCGCUCUCGGCUAUCCAUGUCACGCAACUCACAAGAUUCUUCUCCUCGUAAACGCAAGCUUGGAGGCACCGACGCCGAGCAAGGUGGAGACCCAGAGCUGAGGCGCCGGCUAGGCGAACUGACCAAGAAGCAUGAUGCCUUGGAGAUUAAAUACCGCAAUCUACGUGAGAUUGGAAUUGUCGAAGCCAACACCAACAUGGAGAAACUGCGAAAGCAGAGUGAGACCGUUACUAAAGCAUCGAAUGAAUUGGUUGCUUCGCUCAAGGCUGAAUUGGAUGUUCAGCGAAAGCUAGGACUUCAAACCCGUGGACUCCAGAAGCAACUCAAAGACCGUGAUGUUGAAUUGGCUCGACUCAAAUCUGGCGCCGAUGAGGCCCAAGCACAGCUUGCGUCUGCCCAGUCUGAAGUCAAAGCCUUGCAGACCAAGCUCGCCGCAGCGCGGAACACAGCUGCCAGUCUCGAGGGGGCUGCAAAGGUCCCCGGCAGUGCCAUCAAGGGCGGCCCCGCCAAUCGUGCCAAUGCAGCUGCCACCGCCGAAGCGGCGCAGGCUUCACAGCUCGCUCAAUUAAAAGAAGAUCUAUACAGCGAUUUAACAGGAUUGAUCAUUCGUGAUGUCAAGAACAGAGAGUUAGAUUACCUAUACGAUUGUCUCCAGACUGGAGUCAAUGGAACUCUUCACUUCCAUCUAGUCGUACCAAAGGUCUCGACUGAUUACGACAAAACCGAGUUCCAAUACCUGCCUCACCUAGACGCUAACCGCGAUCGCGACCUGGUCAACCUGCUACCAGACUUUUUGACCGUAGACAUCACUUUCGUCCGCGGACAAGCAGCCAAGUUUUAUACGCGAGUCAUUGAUGCCCUCACAAAGCGGCGGUCUCUUCCAGCGCAAUAG
This is a messenger RNA of Penicillium roqueforti, 1593 nucleotides long. RefSeq names its product putative chromosome segregation protein (Pcs1). Gene Ontology annotation, molecular function: microtubule site clamp; protein binding. Gene Ontology annotation, biological process: meiotic sister chromatid segregation; attachment of mitotic spindle microtubules to kinetochore; homologous chromosome segregation. Bases 1 to 1593 code for a protein of 530 amino acids. NCBI's taxonomy places the organism in Eukaryota, Fungi, Ascomycota, Eurotiomycetes, Eurotiales, Aspergillaceae. The record is from RefSeq and is a predicted model, not a curated record. Gene Ontology annotation, cellular component: mitotic spindle; chromosome, centromeric core domain; nucleolus. The transcript is spliced from 3 exons.